AUGGGAGUGGUUGUAUUCGGUAAAUCCAUAAAGCACAAUUUCCCCGUGCGUAUAGGUCUCGCCAAAACGAUAUUUGGAAUAGGACCCACCACAGCCGCCAAGUUAAUGGCCAAGAUUGGAAUCUAUCCAAACUGUAAAAUGAACCAACUUACAGAACCACAAAUAUUGGACCUCAAUAAAGAAAUAUCGCUGUUGUUGGUGGAAGGUCACUUGAAACAGAAAAUUAACAACGACAUCAAAUUGAAGAGAGAUAUUGGAUCAUUUGCUGGUUUCAGACACGCUUGGGGAUUCCCUGUUAGAGGCCAAAGAACAAAAACUAAUGCCAACACUGCAAAGAGGUUGAAUAAACUCGAGAGGUUUAGGCUUUAG
Molecule: messenger RNA, 369 nt
Organism: Lodderomyces theae
Lineage: Eukaryota; Fungi; Ascomycota; Pichiomycetes; Serinales; Debaryomycetaceae
Product: mitochondrial 37S ribosomal protein uS13m
Exons: 1
Coding region: 1-369 (122 amino acids)
Biological process (GO): translation
Cellular component (GO): small ribosomal subunit; mitochondrion; ribosome
Molecular function (GO): RNA binding; structural constituent of ribosome
Source: RefSeq, a predicted model, not a curated record